AUGGCAGGUGGAACCGAAGCCUUCCCGGAUUUGGGAUCACACUGCCAUCACGUUGAUUGCAAUCAACUCGAUUUCCUCCCUUUCACAUGCGACGCUUGCUCUCAGGUUUCCCUUCUUUUGAAUCUCCAUUCCUUCAAUUCUCCCUAUCCUCACAUCUUUCUCCCAUUUACAUUGCAGGUUUUCUGCUUGGAACACAGAUCUUACAAGUCCCACGACUGCCCCAAAUCAGACCAUAACAGCAGGAAGGUUGUGAUUUGCCCAUCAUGUUCCAUGUCAAUGGAGACCACCGGUUAUAAUGAACACGACGAGAAGGCUAUAUUGGAGAAGCAUGACAAAUCUGGAAUGUGUGACCCCGGCAAGAAGAAAAAGCCCACUUGUCCUGUUGGGAGAUGCAAGGAGGUCUUGACAUUUUCUAAUACCUGUAUUUGUAAAACUUGCCAGCUCAAGGUGUGCCUCAAGCAUCGGUUUCCUGCGGACCACGCAUGUAAAGGAGUAACAUCCGCUUCAUUGUCAUCACCUGAAGCUACUGCAAAUUGGGGAUGGAAGGAUCGAUUCUUGGCUGCUUUGACUUGGAUGAAGGGACAACAGUGCUCCAAAAGCAGGGGUCAAAGCACCUCUUCUCGUGCUCCAUCUGUUAAAAUCUGCUGAGGACAGGUGCUUUUAUUGAAAGAUCGAUGUCAAGAAAAAGGCUACCCACAAAGGGUUUUGACCGACAUAAGGUUGAGUGAAGUGCUGUGAAGUAAAGCUGUUGGGGAUGUCAGCUUUUGACGGGGUGGUAUUGUCACGAGUCUCGCAUCAAAAAGCCUUACAAGUGGUGCGGAGUUUAUAUGUUCAAGGAGCUCUCCCUCCCAAUAGAUUAGUCUUUUAAGAUGGACU
Prosopis cineraria is the source of this 876-nucleotide messenger RNA. Its product is annotated as zinc finger AN1 domain-containing stress-associated protein 12-like. Gene Ontology annotation, cellular component: cytoplasm. The record is from RefSeq and is a predicted model, not a curated record. Gene Ontology annotation, molecular function: zinc ion binding. Lineage: Eukaryota; Viridiplantae; Streptophyta; Magnoliopsida; Fabales; Fabaceae. The transcript has 2 exons. Bases 1 to 648 code for a protein of 215 amino acids.